Pisolithus orientalis is the source of this 1203-nucleotide messenger RNA. RefSeq lists its product as uncharacterized. The record is from RefSeq and is a predicted model, not a curated record. The transcript is spliced from 5 exons. Lineage: Eukaryota; Fungi; Basidiomycota; Agaricomycetes; Boletales; Pisolithaceae. The coding region runs from base 1 to 1203 and encodes 400 amino acids.
AUGGCCAAGGAGUAUGAGGCCAAUGAUCCUGCCACCAGACUUGCCAACAUCAAGAGGAAAGUAGCCGAGUUGGAAUAUGUCUCAACCUCUGAGGUUGAGGGUGACAGCAUUGAUGAUAACUGCAACAAUCUAGACGAUGCCAUCUGUGUUUUGGGGCACAAGAAUGCUGCAGCCAAGUCACAUGUCAUGGUUACAAAGGGCAUGCCAAAGAAGAUCAAGAUACAAGCUUGCGACUCUAUGUCCAGCUUAUCAGCCACAUCUACUAGCAAGAGAUCUAUCGUAGCAAGCGAUUUGUUGAGUCAAGUGCAGACCAUCCCUGUGCAAAUGUGUUUCAACAAUUCAGAUCUCCCCUCGGAUCUGCAUAAAGAUCAGAAGUGGAAGAGGGAAGUUAUUCCAACGCUAAUCCUAUGGGCCAGAAACCAAGAGGAUGCAUUCAACAUCGCCAAGCAAGAUAUUUGCAGGGCUCUACAGGAGAUCAUGCCAGUCGUAUACCCCAUACUCAAGAACAUGGCAGGUAGCAUUCUUCCCAGCUCACCCAUGGUUUCUGUUGCAUCUCAACGCUUGUGUGAUUGGAGGCACGGCUUUGCCUCCGCGGCUGUUGCACAACUCGUAGCUUUCUUCCUCAAUCCUCAAGAUCCAUCGCCCACCAACACUGCAAAAGUAUUACUCGAUCAUUUCACAUUCUUAUAUGAAGACCUCGACACAACUGUUCCUGAGAAGGCCUUCCACUCCAUUUUUGUGCAACAGCUGCUGCUGAGCAGCCAUUUGACUGCAACCAAAGGAUACGUUCAAGUCCCCACUCUUGACACUUCAUCUUUGGCAAAGCAUGGUGUUGUUGGUGCUCUUGGACUUUGUGCUGCUGCACUCUCACAUGGCUUGAACCUCAUUAGAUCUGGUGACGUCGAGCUCAAGUCCCCUGUCAAUGUCAAAGAUGGUAUUGCCAAAGUGGCAACAAGGUUUGUGCAGACCCCCAUCAAAUACAACAUGGCUUUGGGCAAGGAUAGCAAGACUGCAUGUGCAUUUUCAGACCAGAAUUGGGGAGCCCCAACAAGGAAGUUUACAGGGGCCACCAAAAGAAGAUCUAUUGCUCAGCUUCAAGCCAUCGUAGAGCUUGCCCUUGUUUCACUUGCAAUAGGGCAAGAACUCAACCCCAAGCUGUUGAGUGAUGCAGGAUCUGAUGAUGAUCCACAACAGGAUCUCUAA